AUGUCCUCGAACCUCAACGGACUCUCACUAUUUGCUAACAUGGGAGCGAAUCACGAUGAUGACACCGACGUUGAAGCUGAACUUGAGGUCGACCAACUCGACUCCGAUACAGAUCCAGAUGAGCCAGCGGAUAGCGCUAAAUCGCGCAAGCCCAAGAACGGUACUCAUCGACCGGGGGAGCGUGUACCAGGACACACCUUACUCCCAGCUCAGAAAUUAGAGAAUAUGAUACAAGCAGAAGGUGUGACUGGCAAUAUGACAUUGUCGAAGGAAGGGCUUUUCGUUCUAUCCAUAGCCACAGAGGAGUUCAUCAAGAGAUUGGUACAAGCCGGUCAUAGAGAAGCGAUUGCACAUUGUCGAAACCAGAUCAAUUACACUGAUAUGGCGGCAACAACAGGUCAAUAUCAAGAAUUUAUGUGUCUGUCAGAUACGAUACCUCCUCCAAUCUCGUUGGCUGACGCGUUGGCAUUACGGGAACAAAAAGAAAGAGAUUUAAUUGAGGAUAAUCCUGCCCUGUCUACUCCUUUUGUCCCAUCAGCGAUUCCAUCGCCAGAACCUGAAAUGAGAAAUGGUGUAGGAAGCGCAACGACAAAUAUUUCAAAUAGUGCAAGUCGAUCUAGGAAUGGGAAGCCCUCGGUAGCAGAGCCGCUACUUCCGACUGAUAGUGUCGAGUCUGCUAGUUCAAGUCGUGCCAAAGCCAAGAAGCACCCUGUACCCGAGCCAGAGCCUGUCCAUUCCAGAGACUCAGAAAAUAUAUCUGCAAGUACCAGCCGACUUAGGCACAAAAAAACGCAACCAGGAAUGGAGCCGGAGCCAGCAAACGUAUCUGCAACUUCUAACCGAGGCAAGAACAGAAGGCCGCCUUUGGCCUCUGAAUCUGACUCGCCCCCUGUCAAGGAGGCAAUAAGCAUGCCUUCCAGUACAAAUCGCUCAAAAAACAAAAGACCACCUUCCAAUAGCCAUGGACCCGAUAAUGCAAUGAAUGUUGAUAUGAUAGACGAUUCACGGGAAAUGGACUAUCACGGGUCUGCUCGGAAUGGCUCAUAUGCUGCAUCUUCUCUGCCAACCCUUUCAGCUAGCGAUCAUCUGCCCACUGGUCUUUCUCCAUCCCAUUCUCCGCCAUAUUACUCACCGACCUAUUCACGUGAAGAAUCCGUGGAGCCCGCUUCUAUACCGUCGCGCGACCCAAAAUCUCUGUCGCAUUCACCGCCUUAUGAUCCUGUCUGGACAGACGCUGUGAUGUCUGCGCCAGGAACAUUGGAAAGACUUCCUAUCAUAGAUAUCGCACCAUUGCUCAACGAUGACCCUGCCAAUUCUGGUAAACGGGCAGAAACUGCAGCAGCAUUACACGCUGCCUGCGUGGAUUACGGCUUUUUCUAUUUGGAUAUUCGAGCAUAUGUCGAUCCUGCAGAGCCAGAGGAACUGGCACGUUUGGCUAAGCAGUUUUUCGAUCUUCCACCAGAGGUGAAAGAUCAGCUUUCCCUUAGAAACCAAGACAAUGCAAGAGGUUAUGCUAGGCUGAACCAGAAUGUAACUAAUGGCAAAGCGGAUAACCACGAAGGCUUGGAUUUCUACAAGCCAGUUGAGCAUCCAGACAAAACAAAGCCUGUGUGGGGAGAGAAUCAAUGGCCGACCAGUAUUCCGGACUUUAGGACGAAGUACGAAGCAUGGGUGGAGAAGAUGAAAACCCUUGGUUUGAUUCUUAUGGAAGCGUGA
This is a messenger RNA of Psilocybe cubensis, 1716 nucleotides long. RefSeq lists its product as uncharacterized. The transcript is spliced from 7 exons. Gene Ontology annotation, molecular function: protein heterodimerization activity. Bases 1 to 1716 code for a protein of 571 amino acids. The record is from RefSeq and is a predicted model, not a curated record. Lineage: Eukaryota; Fungi; Basidiomycota; Agaricomycetes; Agaricales; Agrocybaceae.